Molecule: messenger RNA, 1407 nt
Organism: Insectozyma verbasci
Lineage: Eukaryota; Fungi; Ascomycota; Pichiomycetes; Serinales; Debaryomycetaceae
Source: the annotation of a GenBank genome assembly
AUGAGACGAGCUGUUUCAAAGAUAUUACCAGCGAAAGAGGAAGAACCUUCAAGAUUAGAUGAUUUUUAUAUUCAACUAGAUAAUCCUCAUAAAGUUUGGUUACCUGGUGAUGAAGUUUCUGGUCUAAUUGUUUUAAUUUCAAAGAAAAAUUUACCAAAUAUUAUUAUAACAUUGCUGUUGAUUGGAUUUAUUAAGAUUAAUGCUAGUAGUCAUUCUAAAUUACGACCUUUGAAGCAUACAUUAUUUGAUCAUAAUAUUAAAAUUUAUGGUUCUGAAGACGAAGAUUCAAGUGGGUUAAAUAAAGGUGAACAUGUAUUUCCAUUUAUAGUAAAAUUGCCCAACAAGAGGGUGUUUACGUCAAUAGACUUUGGGAAAGGACUGAUAAAUUAUACUUUAAAAGCUGCUGUAGGUAAUGUAUCAAGUUAUGUGGUGGUAGAUAAUAUAAAGCAAUUACAAAAUAGUUUGGUAACUAGUGAAAAAGUGAUACAUUUAAUAAAUCCAAUAGAUGUAUCAUCCCUACCUCGACCUAAACCUAAAAGAUUAAUAUUAAAAGAUCCAAGACAUAAUAAACUAAUACGAACACAAUCAUCAACAAGUACAAUAAAUACAUUUGGAACUUUCUCAUCAGCAAAUUCCGAAAAUUCAGAAGAUGAACCAAGUAUAAAAGUUAUACUUGAAGUACCACAAAGGGGAUAUCUACGUGGAGAAUCAAUACCGAUUAAACUAUCUAUAAAUCAUUUAAAAAAAGUAACAGAUACAAAUGGAAUAAUAAUAACUUUUGUAAGAGUUUGUCGAUUAGAUAAUGGACCCGAUGGAGUAGUUGAAAGCUUUAGAAAAGAUUUACAACAACUGAUAUUACCAUUAUAUGUUGAUCCAAAAACUUUUUCGAGUGAAAUAAACUCAAGUAUACGAGUUCCUGCAGAUGCGUUUCCAACAAUUUCAGGAUGUCCAUUAGUUAGUUUUCAAUAUUUUAUAGAGGUACUUAUAAACUUAUCUGGAAAACCAGUUGUCUUUGAUGAACGAAAGGAGAAGGAAAAGUUUGUCAAUACUGAUAAGUUUAAACGGUCCAAAAAAUUUCUUCAAUUAACUACAGAAAUUUACAUUGGAACAAAUCGAUCUGAAGAAAUAAAUCUGAGAAGGUCUUCAAUUACAAAUUAUUCUGACAUUACUCCACCUUAUCAAGAAGCAUCAAACAAUUUACAAGAAUUAUCAGAAAAAGAGCGAAUGCAACAACAUGAAAAUAGUUUAUUACCAUCAGCUCCACCAGAUGAAGAUUCACCACCACCACAAGAAACUCCAGAAACCCCUAGACAAUUUUUAGAAGAAUUAUAUCAUGAACCAAGUGUACCAAAUUAUUUAACUGUUAAAAAUGAUAGAUUAAUAAUACCUAGAGAUAAUAUACAUUAA